This is a messenger RNA of Phaeoacremonium minimum UCRPA7, 909 nucleotides long. RefSeq lists its product as hypothetical. Lineage: Eukaryota; Fungi; Ascomycota; Sordariomycetes; Togniniales; Togniniaceae. Bases 1 to 909 code for a protein of 302 amino acids. The transcript has a single exon. The record is from RefSeq and is a predicted model, not a curated record.
AUGCCUCUUCCUCCCGAUCCUGUUGAGAUCCGAGGUGGGUGCAACUGCGGAGCCAUCAGGUACAAGAUCAAGGUGCCGGCUUUUGACGAGCGGCCAAUUCACUUCACUUUCCCAUCUGCUGCCAAGGCGGACCCUGCCACGCCGCGGCUGCCUCUUAUCGCGACGGACCUGUGCAACGACUGCCGGUCCGCGACGUCCUCUAUCUUGCCGACCUGGAUCCUGUGUCCGGGCGACUUCUUCACUAUUUCAUGUCUGCCCAAGUCUACCGGCGAUGACGGCGCGCCGCCGGCACAGCUGCACAAGCGGCCGCUGGUGAACCGCGCCGUCGUAGCCAGCGACGACAGCGGCAGGCCGGCGUUCGUCCCGGCGUAUGAGAUGCUGCGCGGGGGGCGUCCGUCGCAGGACACGUGGCUGCAGCUGUACGUCUCGACGGACGAGGAGACGAACCACAAGACGGGGCGCGACUCGUUCCGCAGCUUCUGCGGGCGGUGCGGGACCAACAUCGCCUACACGGUGGCGCCCAUGCCGCCGGGGAUGCCGGACAGUAAGCAACUUUUGGAGUUUAUUUUCACCUCUUUUAGCCAUGUUUGGUGUAAUGGAGACAAAGCCACCGUCCUAAUGUGGGCGGCCACUCCCGGAACAUCCCUUUUCAAGCCCUUUCAAGCCUUUCCCUACUCUUUCACUGUCCUCAAAAGGCAAUUACUGACUCCCGAUGUUGCAGUGAUCGAUGUCAUUCUGGGGGCGGUAGACCGCGAGCUGCUGGAGCAGGACUGGAUGCGGCCGGAGCGGCACCUCUGGUGGCGGUAUGGUGUCCCGUGGGUGCAGGAUCUCUUGAUGGGUGGGCUGCCGGCGCCGAGGCACCCGAUCUAUAGUGUUCAUGAUGUCGUGCAGGAUGAGUUCAAGUUAUGA